This is a messenger RNA of Oncorhynchus nerka (sockeye salmon), 2401 nucleotides long. Its product is annotated as tripartite motif-containing protein 16-like. The coding region runs from base 64 to 1734 and encodes 556 amino acids. The record is from RefSeq and is a predicted model, not a curated record. Gene Ontology annotation, molecular function: zinc ion binding; protein binding. The transcript is spliced from 6 exons. NCBI's taxonomy places the organism in Eukaryota, Metazoa, Chordata, Actinopteri, Salmoniformes, Salmonidae.
AGGAAACAAAACUGAUCUGAGUCUCUGUGUCGUCUGUCUGUGUGACAGUGAACAACCGUCCAAAUGGCUCAACAGGGAGUUCUGCUGGACCAGGACCAGUUCUGUUGUUCUGUCUGUCUGGAUCUACUGAAGGAGCCGGUCACUAUUCCCUGUGGACACAGUUACUGUAGGAGCUGUAUUGAGGGCUGCUGGGAUCAGGAUGUUCUGAAAGGGGUCUAUAGCUGUCCUCAGUGCAGAGAGACCUUCACUCCAAGGCCUAAUCUGAGGAAAAAUAACAUGUUGGCUGAGCUGGUGGAGAAACUGAGGAAGACAGGACUCCAGGCUGCUCCCCCUCCUGCUCUGUGCUAUGCUGGACCUGGAGAUGUGGUGUGUGAUGUCUGCACUGGGACCAGAAAGCAGAAAGCCCUCAUGUCCUGUCUGGUGUGUCUGGCCUCUUACUGUGAGACUCACCUCCAACUUCACUAUGAAUCUCCUGCUUUGAAGAAGCACAAGCUGGUCAAAGCCACGGCACAACUACAGGAGAAGAUCUGCUCUCAUCAUGACAAACUGCUGGAGGUUUACUGUCGUACCGAUCAGCAGUGUAUCUGUUAUCUGUGUACAAUGGAUGAACAUAAAGGCCAUGAUACAGUGUCAGCUGCAGCAGAGAGGACUGAGAAACAGAGGCAGCUGGGGAUGAGUCAGCAGAAGGUCCAGCAGAGAUUCCAGGAGAGAGAGAAGGAGCUGAAGGAGCUCCAACAGGCUGUGGAGUCUUUCAAGCGCUCUGCACAGUCAGCAGUGGAGGACAGUGAUCAGAUCUUUACUGAGCUGAUCCACUCCAUUGAGAGAAGGAGCUCUGAGGUGAAGGAGCUGAUCAGAGCCCAAGAGGAGGCUCAAGUGAGUCAAGCUGAAGGACUCCUGGAGCAACUGAAGCAGGAGAUAGCUGAGCUGAGGAAGAGAAGCACUGAGCUGGAGCAGCUCUCACACACAGAGGAUCACAUCCAUUUCCUCCAGAGUUAUCAGUCUCUCUCCAGUAUCAGUGUAUCUUCAGACUUACCCAGCAUCGUUGUCCGUCCUCUUCAGUACUUUGGAGAUGUGAGUAAGACUGUGUCUGAACUGAGAGAGAAACUAGAAUACUUCCUUAAAGGAGAAUGGACCAAGAUCUCCACUACAGUGAAUAUAGUGGAUGUUGUACUGCCUCCAGAGCCCAAGACCAGAGAACAGUUGUUACAAUAUUCCUGUCAGCUCACACUGGACCCAAACACAGCAGGCACACACCUCUCUCUGUCUGAAGGGAACAGAAAGGUGACACGUACAGGCCAAGUCCAACCAUAUCCUGUCCAUCCAGACAGAUUCACCAACCGGUGUCAGGUUCUGUGUAGAGAGGGUCUGUCUGGAUGCUGUUACUGGGAGGUGGAGUGGACUGGUGUUGUUUAUACAGCAGUCUCAUAUAAAGACAUCAGCAGAACAGAGACAGGUAAUGAUGGUAGAUUUGGAUCCAAUAACAAGUCCUGGAGUUUAAAGUGCUAUAGUGAUGGUUAUUGGUUCAGACACAAUAAUGUUGAGACUAAAGUAUCAGGCCCUCAGUCCUCCAGAGUAGGAGUGUACCUGGAUCACAAGGCAGGUACUCUGUCCUUCUACAGUGUCUCUGACACAAUGACCCUCCUCCACAGAGUCCAGACCACAUUCACUCAGCCCCUCUAUCCUGGGUUUUGGCUCUAUGAUUAUAAUGGUUCUGCUGAGCUGGUUAAACUGUAAACUGAUUAGUUAUUAAUUAAAAUUCAAUCCAAUGUUUUAAUCUUGUCCAUUUCCAUGAAUCAUGAUGUCUGGUGUUGAUGUAUAUUGGUUGUCAUUCAGAACCAUUGAUAUGUUUUCUCAGUUGGUUCUCUGUCUCUAUGUAAUUCUCCUCAGUAUCAUUGAUCAGCUUGUUGGCUCGGUCCUAAUUGAUGUGUUCUCUGUCACCUGGAGCUGCAUGGAAAAUGGUCCAGGAACUAAAGGACAAUUCAGGACUAGUCAGCCCACUACAAGCUGGUAUCACUUACUUUCUACUAAACUAUAUGGUCUGGUUUCCCAGACACAGAUGAAUCCUAGUCCUGGACUAAACAGUAUGUUCAAUGUAGAUGUCCAGGAAACCGGCCCUAAAUGUGUCAUCUUUCAUCCUCCCAUACUGCUCAGUCCAGCAACAUUAAACCUGUCCAGCAGGUGGUGCUGUUGACCAAACAAUAAAACCAGCAGAUAUCUUGACUUGCCACUCAGUAUAUCAGUAAUGUUCAGAAUAGUACUUUAAUAUCAUUGGAGAUUGAUGGUCUUUUUAAUCCACUAUCCAGAGUCAGGAACAGAUGAAGUUAGGUCUGCUACUGUUCAGUGAUUAAAUAGGAUUUAUGGUGAUGGGAAAUAAUAAAAAACACUCAACUUCAUCUCGUAA